Molecule: messenger RNA, 1560 nt
Organism: Linderina pennispora
Lineage: Eukaryota; Fungi; Kickxellomycota; Kickxellomycetes; Kickxellales; Kickxellaceae
Product: IMP dehydrogenase
Exons: 1
Coding region: 1-1560 (519 amino acids)
Biological process (GO): GTP biosynthetic process
Cellular component (GO): cytoplasm
Molecular function (GO): IMP dehydrogenase activity
Source: RefSeq, a predicted model, not a curated record
AUGGACUACACGCUCGCUCAUCAGGAACUCGAGAAGGCUGGCCACGAUGGUCUGACCGCACACGAGCUGAUCGACCUCAAGGUGACUGGUGGUCUGACGUACAAUGACUUCCUGGUCCUCCCCGGUUUCAUCGACUUCCCGGCCGACAUCGUUCCGCUGGACUCCAAGAUCACCCGCAACAUCACGCUGAAGACGCCUCUGAUGUCGUCGCCCAUGGACACCGUCACCGAGUCGGAGAUGGCGAUUACCCUGGCGCUGCUGGGCGGUAUCGGCAUUCUGCACAACAACUGCACACCCGACGAGCAGGCGGCGAUGGUGCGCAAGGUCAAGAAGUACGAGAACGGCUUCAUCACCGACCCGAUCGUGCUGAGCGCCACGCACAAGAUCAAGGACGUGCUGGACAUCAAGCACCGUCUGGGCUUCGCCGGCAUCCCGAUCACUGACACGGGCAAGGUCGGCGGCAAGGUCGUUGGCAUUGUGACGAACCGCGACAUCCAGUUCCGCGAGGACAUCGACACUCCGGUGUCCGAGGUCAUGAGCACCAACGUGGUCACGGCUCACCACGGCGUGACGCUGGCGGAGGCUAACGAGAUCCUGCGCACGUCCAAGAAGGGCAAGCUGCCGAUCGUCGACGACAACGGCAGCCUUGUCUCGCUGGUGGCGCGCUCGGAUCUGCUCAAGAACCGCGACUACCCGUGGGCCAGCAAGCACCCGGUGACGAAGCAGCUGCUUGUGGGCGCCGCCAUCGGCACGCGCCCGGGCGACCGCGGACGCCUGGCGAAGCUCGUCGAGGCCGGCCUGGACGUGGUCGUCAUUGACUCGUCGCAGGGCAACUCGUCGUUCCAGAUCGAGAUGGUCAAGCACAUCAAGGAGACGUACAAGGACAAGGUUGACGUGAUUGCCGGCAACGUGGUGACGCGCGACCAGGCGGCCAACCUGAUUGCCGCGGGCGCCGACGGCCUGCGUAUCGGUAUGGGCUCGGGGUCGAUCUGCAUCACCCAGGAGGUCAUGGCCGUGGGCCGCCCGCAGGGAACUGCUGUCUACCAGGUCUCCCAGUUUGCGCGCAAGUUUGGCGUGCCGACGGUUGCCGACGGCGGUAUCAGCAACGUCGGCCACAUUGCCAAGGCUCUGUCGCUCGGUGCGUCCUCGGUCAUGAUGGGCAGUCUGCUUGCAGGCACCACCGAGUCCCCCGGUGAGUACUUCUUCCUUGAGGGCAAGCGCCUGAAGAAGUACCGUGGUAUGGGCUCGCUUGACGCCAUGGAGAAGAACGACUCGGACAACUCGGGCUCCCAGGCCCGCUACUUCUCCGAGUCGGACAAGGUCAAGGUCGCCCAGGGCGUCACCGGCGCCGUCGUCGACAAGGGCUCCAUCAAGCAGUUCAUCCCGUACCUGAUCACCGGCCUCCAGCACUCGCUCCAGGACAUGGGUGUCCCGGGCCUGCCCCAGCUCUGGGAGUAUGUCGAUUCCGGCAAGGUCCGCUUCGAGCGCCGCUCGGCUGCUGCUCAGAUCGAGGGCGGUGUCCAUGAUCUGUACCAGUACGAGAAGAGGCUGUACAAGUAA